UGACGUACCCGGUCAGGUAAGACAACUUUCCCAGCUUUACUUUUUUACCUGUGAGCGAGGUAACACAGAUAAUUAGUGGCAGGACGCGGUCUGUAAAGUGGUGGGGAGUCUGUGCUCCAGAAGCGCGCGGGCCGUACCGCAGCCAUGGCUGAAUCCCAGCUUGAGUGCAUGGAGGACGGGCGCAUCGGAGCCAAAGUCCCGGAGUCCAAACCGGAGUUCUACUACAGCGAAGAGCAGCGCGCUGCCAUAGAGGAGCUGCUGAAGAAUGGCGACGGCGCCUUCAAGACGCGACUCAAGGAAGACAACGCGAAAGACUUUUUAUCCGCGAGGGAAGUCAAGGUUCUGGUGAACACUUUCAAACAGUAUGACUCUAAUGACAGCGGCAGCAGCACGUCUCCCUCCAGGUCGGAGCAGGGAGCGUCUGGAACCGACGCGGACUCAGGGGCCCAUUCCACUUACUGGCCCCAGAUGUCGGACACCGAGGUGCCGUCGCUGGACAUCGGCUGGCCAAGCGGGGGGAUGUUCAAAGGGGUUACCCGGGUGUCGGUGCACACACACCCGCCUAAAGACAACGGUCCUCACAUCAAGGAGGUGGUUCGCCGGCUCAUCCAGGAGGCGAGCAAGGUCAUUGCCAUAGUGAUGGACAUGCUUACAGAUAUCCACAUCCUGCAGGACCUGAUGGAUGCAGCUUGCCGUCGGUCUGUGCCUGUUUACAUUGUGUUGGAUGACCAAGCUGUUCCUCAUUUUCUGGACAUGUGUUCCAGGCUUCAGAUUGGCUCACAACACCUUCGGUACAUUCGAGCAAGAAUGGUCCAAGGAGUUGGCUUGAGCUUGUCUUUUGGCAAAUUUCCUGGUUCGCUUUCUAGUAAAUACAUGCUGGUAGAUGGAGACAAAGUUGCAUUUGGCUCUUACAGUUUCGCUUGGUCUGCAUCUCGUAUGGACCGAAACAUGAUCACUGUGAUGACAGGACAGGUGGUUGACUUGUUCGACAGAGAUUUCCGUGAGUUAUACGCUAUGUCUGAGAAACUGGACCUCUACAAGGAGUUUCAUGUUAGCCCCCCUGCUUCCGGUGUGACCGCCACAGUUCGCUCCAAAUUGGAGCCCAAACGCCCACCAUUGCCAGCAACCACAUCCCGCUUCCAGGUGAGCCUCGGAGAUUCUAGGAACGCUGAGAUUCAGGUUCCUGCCCACAAAUACUACAACCCCAAAUACUCAUUGGUGUUUGGAGAUAUUCCACGUCCUCCAAGGUCCCUGCAAAACGAUGUGCAGAAGUGGGAUAUAGCAAAUGUUCCUGAAGAGGAGGGAAGACGGCGAUCGGCCAGCAGUCUUAAUCUAGACCAAUCUAGUCCAUUGCCCUCAGAGGCCCCAAGUGAGAACCACGAGAAAACAAAGAAAGUAACUCAGGGGAAGAAGAAAUGGUUUUCUUUGAAGUCACGUAAAAAUAAAUCUUCAAGUAAGACUUCGGUUAAAGACAUAGUGAGUCCCUCACCGACAGAUACUCCUCCCGAUGAUAAAAUUGAGGACGGUUUUGUGGUGGUUGGAGGAACCCCAACUAAAGGGAGUAAGAAGCGCUCUAAACUGGACCGAAGAACAUCGUCUCAGCAAACUGUCAACACUGCACAAGACAGAGAGAGUGUAAAGAGUUGUCGUCGUGGAAAGUCAGGAUGUAAAACAUCCUAAACUGAACAUGUUUGUCUGUGUAAACACAAUACAUGUUACAUGUUCUUUAACACAUUACAAAAUUACUUUAUUAAAACUGGUUUAAUACACUGAUAUGUCCCGCACCUUAAAGCAAGACCAGAUCAACGUGGGGUUCUUCAGGUAUUCAUUUAUAAAUGCUGGUUUUAUGUCUGGUGCCUAAUGUAUAAUUACGUUGUAGGUUUGGGGUUUUUCUAUCGAAGACGGUUGAUUUUUUUAUUUUUUAUUUUAUUGGUUUUUUGUUUAGGGCUUGUUUUUAUGUGUUUUUAUGUAGGGAUGAACUACAAAGUAAGAGUAAUGAAGUAGAAUGACAUGCUUUGAAUGUCACAGCCAAUAAAUGGCCCUUUUUUAACCUGUGUAUAAAACCACAGUUAUUUCUACAGUGGUUAUGUUUUAAAAUGCCUUAUUUUAAUUUCUACUGAGCCAUAUUGAUUCUUUACAAUGAAAUGGGCAUGCAACCCCCAAAAGAACCAAAUGAAUAUUUUCAGGCUUUGGUCCUGGUGUGUAAUGAACCUUAAACACUGUUGAUAUUGCUGCUAACAGUACAGAUUAGAAGAUUUAUUUCUAUAUCUGUAUUUAUAACAUCAGGUAAUUUUUACUUUUUAUUUUUACUCAAAAGGUAAUGCUUUUGUACUAAACACUAUGCUGUCUCACUACUGCACAUGUGCAUUGCCUUUGUGGGCUUUGUUGAUAGGAGACAGCCAUGAGAAAAUGGUGCAAUUAUCAACAUUUAAUGCAUCGGAUGCAUUAUUAACGUAAUCACCAGCUAAAUCAGAUUAGCACAGAUUUGUUUUGGUGGACAUUUUCAAAAUCCCAUGGUAUAAGUGAUGGAUCUUAAAACUGAAUGAACAUGGGAAAAAAAUAAAUACAUAUUCUUUACAGAUAUGACUGGAUUUGACAUUCAGUAAAAUGCUAUUCAUAUCUCCAAGUUCUGAACCACAUGGAUGCCGUAGCAAAGUUAGAUAAAAAAAAAACAUGUCAAAGUUAAAUUUACUGGCAAACUGCAAUAUGUACAUGACAUACACAUGAUUGAAAUUACAUUAGUGUAAAACCCAAAUAAAAAAAUAUGAAUUGUGUACGUCAAAGGUUCCUGAUAUUGGCAUCAAGAUGAAUAGACUGCAACUAAAACAUGUACACUGAACCAAGUUCUUGAGCACGCAAAGUCAGCGUGAAGAUUGCCUACCGAUCUGUGUAUCAGUGUAUGAAUGUGUGCACGUUAGUGAGUGCUAUUGGGUGAAUGUGGCUCUAGUAUUAAGUGUUUUAAGUGGUCAGUAUGACUGGAAAAGCGCUAUAUAAGUUCAGCCCAUUUACCAUUUAAAGUUUAAGUGCCCAGAUUUGAAGCUGUCUUGUCAAAAAUAUGAUAAAAAUAUCUUUUAGAAAUGCAUUAUAUGAAGGAAAUAUUUAGAUUUUGAAAUCACACUGUUACCAACAAUCCCAUAUUGUCUUCUUUUCAGCAGUAUGACUCACCAUUACAGUAUUUAUUUUCAAAUACUACCAUCUAUUUCUGUGAUCCAAACAGCUCCAAUAAUGAAUAAGUUACCUUUAUCUGAAGUAGCCAGCCCUCGUCAUGUGACUCACACAAGCUGCAGGGUUUGUGUAAGAAAGCUUAUGAUUUUUAGUUUUAACACCACGCCUGUUUUUUUCUUAAUAAGAGAAUUGUUUACCAUCAGGUUAAUCUCACUUUAUAGUGACAGUACUUUUUCACUAGUGCAACACAUCUCAGUUGAUAGAAAGGACUGUGUAAAGUACAUAUGCAGAGAAACACAAUCACACUCACCUUGCAGUUGAAAUUAAACCACUGAAUUAAAAAGUCAUAGGAGAUAAAAACCCUCUCUUGUUCUUUGUGAUUAAUUUUUUAUUUACACUUUGAAGAAAACCUUCACAACCUUCACUCUUAAAUCAAGAGAUAUUGACAAAAAAAUGCUGUUUUUUGUGUUACCCAUUUUGUGGUUUUUUGGUUUGUUAGGUUUUUACAAGGGUUUGAUAGCUAUGGUGCAUUACUUUUGUAUAUUUCAAAGAAAUUUCAAUAAAUAAUUUGCCAUUCA
Molecule: messenger RNA, 3743 nt
Organism: Fundulus heteroclitus (mummichog)
Lineage: Eukaryota; Metazoa; Chordata; Actinopteri; Cyprinodontiformes; Fundulidae
Gene: sack1fb
Product: family with sequence similarity 83 member Fb
Exons: 5
Coding region: 145-1680 (511 amino acids)
Source: RefSeq, a predicted model, not a curated record